AUGUCUAUUUCGAAGCUCUGCUUAUCUAACAAUUGGAACACAUAAGUAUAGGUCUCUGUCUCUAUACCAACAUACGAUAUGCUGUCCCUCCUCGUGGUGUGUGCUUUAGUUGCUUCCGUGCUGUCGAACUCGGAGCCCCAGAGAGAAGUGAUUCUCUUUGACAAAGCCGAUGGUGACAAUGAUGGACAGCUGUCAAGGGCAGAACUGGACAAUAUAUUUCUCGCUUUUGAUGUCAACCAUGACAGGGAGGUUACCAAUAGUGAGUUUGAGAACGACUGGACGGUGCUAUACAACCUUGGAGCCCCAUUAGAGGCGCGCACUCUCUUCAUCAAGGCCGACACCAACGAUGACGGCCAUAUCACAGAUGCGGACCUACCUCAGAUCUUCACAUUUUUCGACACUAACAAGGAUGCGUCCAUCAGUCUUGACGAGUUCCUGACUCAGUGGGGAGAACUGAAGAAUGCCCCCGUGGACAGUAUCAUCGUUCCUGUAGCGACCACGCCUUCCCCGGAGCCUCCAACCUCAAGUCACACACACUAACAUCGCAAUUCCUUGUAUUUCGCUUUCAUUUUCGCAAUUUGUAAAGAAAUCGUUUGAAAUAAAAUGUAUUUCUUUCGCA
Messenger RNA from Mizuhopecten yessoensis (Yesso scallop), 619 nucleotides. RefSeq lists its product as uncharacterized. Lineage: Eukaryota; Metazoa; Mollusca; Bivalvia; Pectinida; Pectinidae. The record is from RefSeq and is a predicted model, not a curated record. Gene Ontology annotation, molecular function: calcium ion binding. The transcript is spliced from 5 exons. The coding region runs from base 79 to 540 and encodes 153 amino acids.